Molecule: messenger RNA, 1497 nt
Organism: Xylona heveae TC161
Lineage: Eukaryota; Fungi; Ascomycota; Xylonomycetes; Xylonales; Xylonaceae
Product: DNA primase large subunit
Exons: 3
Coding region: 1-1497 (498 amino acids)
Biological process (GO): DNA replication, synthesis of primer
Cellular component (GO): alpha DNA polymerase:primase complex
Source: RefSeq, a predicted model, not a curated record
AUGAUCCGUCAAGAUUUUGCUCGGAUUGACCCCAAAAGGCGGGCGACAUUCGACCACAAACGAAAGCAAUUUGCGACAGCGAGCUACAAGCCACAGGAAUAUCCUCACCGGCUGAACUUUUAUGAAAUACCGCCUACGGCAGAGAUUACACUCGAGGAAUUCGAGCAGUGGGCCAUUGAUCGUCUGCGAAUCCUUGCGGAACUAGAAGCAUGUUCCUUUCGCAACAAAACCCCCGCCGAGACCGCCGCCCACAUCACCCCUCUGCUACAGAAAUAUCUCCCGCUCUCAUCUAACACAUCCUCCUCGUCUGAGCUCGCAAAUGAGAGAAAGAAAGAUCACUAUUCCCACUUUAUCCUACGCCUCGCUUUCUCCGCUACAGAUGACUUGCGCCGCCGUUUCGCGCGCGUCGAAACUGCAUUAUUCAAGCUACGGUUCCAGAAUGACGAUGCCCGCGAGAGACAAGCAUUUGUUGAGACUCUGAAUUUUGACUGGGAGGUCGUGGGCGAUGACGAAAAGCGUGAACUCGGCGCCGAAUUGCUUCAGUCGACGCCCGGAGUCAGACGCCUGGAAGACGAAAACUGGUUCAAGCUCGACUGGGAGCGCGUCCCGGAGCUGGUGGAAGGCCGACGAGUCCUGUUGAAACGCGGCAAGGCAUAUGUUCCGAUGCGAGAGCAGAUGAGCAUGGUUGUUUCAGAAUUUACUGCCCGUCUUGAGCGGAGUCUAGAGUUGACAAGCCGCGCUCUGCCUCGACUGGACGAGGACGACCGCCUUUCGCCCAUCCUGAGCCACCUGUCGAAAAACUUCACCGCGCCGGACUCCACCUACAGCGACAGCAACGCGCACAUCCCCGGCGCGCCGAUCAACGCCGGAUCCAUCGACACCUUAUCCCAGAGUUUCCCGCUGUGCAUGCGCAACUUACACAUGACGCUGCGGAAGAACGCACACUUGAAGCAUUUCGGGCGACUACAGUACACGCUUUUCCUCAAGGGCAUCGGGCUCUCGCUCGAAGACUGCCUGCUGUUCUGGCGCCAGUCCUUCCGCAACAUUACAGACGACACCUUCAACAAAGAGUACCGGUACAAUAUCCGCCACUCGUACGGCGAUGUCGGCGGCGACGCGAACCGUCGAGGACGCGGCUACAGUCCGUAUUCCUGCCAGAAGAUCCUCACGGAACAUCCGCCCGGGCCCGGGGAAGCACAUGGGUGCCCCUAUCGUCAUUUCAGCACGGAUAAUCUCACGGCCCUCUUGCAGGCCACGGGCGUCUCGGACCGCGAUGUCCUCCGCGGCGUCCGCGAAGAUGUGGAGAAGAAACGGUUCCACAUGGCGUGUAAUCGUGUCUUUGAGUAUGCGCAUAAGGGGGAAAUCAAAAAGGUCAAAGAUGACGGCACGUGGGGCGCAGCAGAGCUCGAUACGAUUGUGCAUCCGAAUACAUAUUUCAAACGGAGUUAUAUGCUGAAACAUCUGGGCGCGGUGAAGCAGGAGGAAGCAGAAUCGUGA